Molecule: messenger RNA, 948 nt
Organism: Rosa chinensis
Lineage: Eukaryota; Viridiplantae; Streptophyta; Magnoliopsida; Rosales; Rosaceae
Exons: 1
Coding region: 279-731 (150 amino acids)
Source: RefSeq, a predicted model, not a curated record
CACACGCCACACCAUGUGAAAUUGCAAGCACACAAAACAGAUGAACAUACACCAAGGACAAUAAUAUUUUGCCAUGAUUUCAUGCCGAUUUGGUGAACUACCCUUGUAAGAGAAACCCAUCAGUGUCAACCCCCAACCAACCACCUUAAAGAGUGAAGACCCUUCAUUGAAUGCCUUGGCCUCUAGACUCCUAGCAUUAUAUUAGUCGCAGCUCUCCUCCAUCCUCUGAAUCUGAAAUUAAUCAAGGCCAAUUUGCUUGCCUAGACCUCACCACAGAAAUGGCUCUUGUGGAAGACAAGCGUGCAGGUGCUGAGAUUGUGCAUGGAGCUCAAGAGUGCUACCAACAGUCCAUAGAUCUCUUGGAAGAGCUGGGAUUUCCCAAAGGUGUUCUUCCCCUGCAAGAUCUGGUGGAGUGUGGAAGGGUGAAGGAAACUGGGUUUGUGUGGAUGAAGCAGAAGGCGCCAUACGAGCACUUCUUUGUUGGGUCGAACACGCGUGUGAGCUACGCGACUGAGGUGACUGCGUAUGUGGAGAAGGGCAGGAUGAAGAAGAUGACCGGGAUCAAGAGCAAGCAGGUGUUUCUUUGGGUGCCUAUUAGUGAGAUGAUCAUGGAAGAGCCAGCAACCAAGAAGAUCACUUUCAAGACUCCGAUGGGGCUCGGAAGGACUUUUCCGGUCACGGCUUUCAUGACCGAGGAGGAGAAGCAGAAGUAUCUGGAGAAUGGUAAUUGAGUAAACUUGGGAUGUCUAGCUACUAGGUUAUGGUGGUAAAACUUGGGAUUGCUAGAAUGUUAUGGUGUAACAUCUCGACUUUUGAGUAUUCUAUCUGAAGUGCUGAACAAAUCUAAAUCGGAGGUCUAUGCAGACAUAAUGUGUUAGGUUUUCAUACUUGUAAUUUGAAUUUAUGAUCUUAUGAAUGUUAUUUUCGAGUUCAGGUAUUAAUUUGUUA